AUGACACGUUUCAUGGUGCGCUCAGUGGAGAUGAGGUGGCAGCCGCAGCGCCUCUCCCCCGCGGGGCGCGAGCGCGGCGGCCGCGGCGGCGCCGGGGGCAAGGGCGGAGGCGGCGACGUCCAGACCAAGCAGCUCCUCCAGAGGGCGGCCGAGCUGGCCCACGACCCCGCCCUCAAGAAGACGCUCAGCACCGCGGCCGCCUCUGCUGGACAAAUGGCAGCGGAGAAGGUGAGGCACCUGGCGAAGCGGCUGGCGGAGGCCCUCGAGGCCAAACGCACGGCUGCGACGGCUUGCGCCGAGACCGAAGGUGUUGCCCGGAGCGCGGAGAGUGGCUCAGGGCGCUCGGGCAGGCUGUUCACGAGUGAGUGGGAUGAGGAGUUUUUCGAUGAGCUGGACUCCAUGGAGUGCGAGCCGUCGGAGAAGGACGCGCUGACCAACAUCCAGAAGCAGCAGGAAGAGGUCCGCAACGCCUUCCACGGUCGCGAGGACGUCUGA
This is a messenger RNA of Prorocentrum cordatum, 495 nucleotides long. The record is from the annotation of a GenBank genome assembly. NCBI's taxonomy places the organism in Eukaryota, Dinophyceae, Prorocentrales, Prorocentraceae.